This is a messenger RNA of Trametes versicolor FP-101664 SS1, 3645 nucleotides long. RefSeq lists its product as uncharacterized. Bases 1 to 3645 code for a protein of 1214 amino acids. The transcript has 13 exons. Lineage: Eukaryota; Fungi; Basidiomycota; Agaricomycetes; Polyporales; Polyporaceae. The record is from RefSeq and is a predicted model, not a curated record.
AUGAGCAACAAUCCUGUAGGCAACUUGCCCUCUGACUCGGAGAAGCUACAGUUACCCAACCGUCAUUGCCUACUCCCCGAUAUCUAUCAAGUCCGUAACCACAUCAAGGCGCCGCGUUAUGGGUUGUAUCUUGGAAAGCUCUACGUCGCUUUGAUCGACAGCUCACCCGGGCACAUAAACAAAGUCGCACAAUACCUGGAGACCGCUCAGUGCCCAAAUGGUACUGCUGAGGGCAUCAUCGAGUCAGGGAGUGCUUCAGCCCCGAGAUGCUGGAACAAUAAGUUCUAUUCUACUAUGCAGCUUAACCUCUCGCCAGCACAAACCAGUGAUGUGGUUGAAGCGCGCAAAAACUUCUCGUCCAACCAGGGCCACUUUGGUGCCGUUCACAUCGACAAAAAAGACGCUCUGGCUGCAUUCACUCAUCUCACAUCCUGCGGCGACCUUCUUGGUGGUGAAGAACCGGGAUAUUUCUUUAUCCUCCCUUUUGGAGUUGGUGUGCGUCUGGAAGGUGUCUGCUCUGUUGGUUUCUCUGGGCGACACCGUCAUGGCGGGUUUCCACCUACUGCUCUUCCUGGUCGCACUCCGCACAAAGCCUUCUACCGGAUGGUUGUCGUGUCCUACCCCUCGCAUGCCCAAUUUGGCGCUGUUGGCAAGAUCGCCUUUGGCCACUCGGGACGAGACUCCUUAGAUCUCGUCAAGGAGUUCAGGGAUCCAAAGUACGACAACCGCGCAUUCAAGGGGUCGACAAGUUCGAUGCUUACAGACGGUGUUGCCAUCACAAGCGACAAAGCCCUUGUUAAUUUUGCUGGUCGAGGUAUCGCACAACUAGCUUUUGGUUUGCUCAAGCAGCUCCCUUCCUCGCUCAAUGUCAAGCUCGAUGUUGACACUCUCCUCCAAUCUAUCACCUACCAGCCCCAGGGUCAGGAGCAGCGUCUCUCGCUUGACCCUUGGCCUCUUGCUCCUGGCCGUGAAGGCUCUACCGCACGUGCUGAUGGCUUGGAGCGGUGGGAGGCCUGCAACAAGGCCAUCCAAGCCUUCUUUCCUGAAGGAGUAGCCCGUACUGGAGGUACCGAGUCAGAGGAGGCCAGCGAUGAAGGUGAUGGGGGCAAUGGUUCUGAUGGUUCAGACGAAGAUCAGGCAAGUUCAUUGCGUGUCCUACGCUCUAAAAAGCGCUCCACAGCUACGCGCCCAACUAGUGGUGGGCGAAAAGUCAAGAAGGGCAAGGAAACGGCAGUUCUUGCGGCAACGUUCCAGAAGGGACAUGUGAAAACGAUGCAGCAAAUGCGGCUUCAUGAUCCAUUUCAAAAACCUAGCAGUUCGUCACAGCACAUCUCUAUGACUCCUGAGCCUGAAGAAUCAAACGAGGACGAGAACAAGAGCAUAGACACGGCUCCCACCUGGACUUUGAGGUCUAACCGGGAGCAGCGUAGCGACUCUGAGGGCAAUAUCCCCCAGAAAGACUUGUCAAGCCUUUCUGCUGAAGAGAGCAGCAGCGAGGACACUGCCUCUGACUACAUGCCAGGCGCACCGAAGAAGGGCAAACAAGUUGCCAUACUUCCAUCAGCAAAGCAGUACUCUCAUUACUGGGUGCAAAGCAGGGCACUUCAUGCUACAGAUGACGGUGAUGCUGCAGAUAUCAUGGAGGUCGACGAACCUCAGGCAGAGAGUGAACCAGAUGUAGAAAUGUCUGACGAUGGAGAGACCACUUUGCGUUCCUACACAACAUUCUUGGAAACGUUCGGAGAGGUCAAGUUGCGUGAGCAUCUGAACCUCUUCACGAAGGCAGCAAAGUCUCUCCAACGUGCAACUCAGGAACCUCUGACUGCAAACCGUGUUGACUCCUACCGUACGCUUAUCAGUGUCGUAGACGGGGUUAGCAAGAAGAAGCAAGUCUUCUCUCAAGACCUCCUCUCCCAUCUCUCCACCGUAUGGCCUGCCAUCGAGACUCAAACUGCACUCCUGGAGCUCCAUUCUCUGCAGCUUGACAUGGGAAGAGCGGAGGUGAUGGCCGCAGUUGCUGCAGCCUGGACAUGGCUUGAUGUCAACCUGCUAAAGGCUUGUAAAGAUCUACUUGCCAGUCCUUCAAUAGCAACGGAGGUCACUGGCAGUGGAGCAUGGCUCGGUCACUUUCUGGCGGACGUACAAGCCUACGUUGGGAGUAACUCGCGUGUUACUUUCAGGCCCUCUUCAUAUGGCCUCGAGCUUCAGGAUGAUCCUGUGGUCAACUUCCAUACCAUCAGUGGACGCUUGCAGUCCAGCGCGCGCGAGAAGCGCAUCAUCUCCAUCGCUCACAAAACCUUGUGGACUUGGCUCCGCUACCCAUCCCGGGAUAUGAGCCGAGUUCAAGGUACCCUCGUGCGCCAUCUGGUCAUGACCUUUGGCUCUGAUGUUCUUCUUCUCCCGGGAAUCUGGGCGGCCUUCCGCAACGCACGUGCAACCUGUCUUUCUGGCAACGAUCGCACUCUCACUUCCGUCAACUUCCAACCUGACCUGCUCAAUGACUUCCUCAAGGACCUGCAACGUCUCCCGUUGGCCAACGCUGACUCGGUUGAGGCCAAGUUGUACGAGCAGAUUCGCACGCAGCUGGAAAGUUACCAUGAGAACUGGAAACAGGUUCUCAGCGGGAGUACAGCGGUCGCUCCCCGUCCGCAUGUGAUGGAACUGGAGGCUGGUCCCUCAGGUUCUUCCCCGCGCAGCGGUGUUUCCACCCCGUCUCCAACCACCACUGCUGCCAAGACUCUCGAGACGUUCAUCCGCUUCCUUCUUAUCUUCCUUUCAUCAGACAAAGUUCAGGAGGAUAGCUGCGAGAGCCCUUGGCAAAUUGUCGUCUCUCAAGACCUCGACUUCUUCCUCCCCUUCCGCCAACAUGCUCCACAGGUCCUGGCUGCUCGAGACAAGUAUGCCUUCCUUGAUCCAGAGCGCGCUGGUCAGCCCGGGGCUUUGGGAAGUCAUAUCUGCUGGCGCGCUCUCUCCUACCGGUCAACUUGGUCCGAAAAGCUCAUGGACUCCACCGGCUUUCGCGAUCUCUUCUUCCGGGACUAUGCUUCAUUCAAAGCCGAAAUCGACCACCUCUCCGGGUCUUUGAAGCUCACUGGCCGUGCCCUUCUUCUCUACGUCUGCAACCUCAACGCCUAUGGGACUGCACGCCACCAGGAGCUCAAGUUUGCUGAGGCUUACUUUGCAGCAGAGAAGGGGUGGAAAGCUUUGUUGGGCGAUAGGGAGCGGGUGGAAUAUCUCGAGGCCCACAAGUUCUUCACCAAAUUGCACGGUAUCGGUCCCCUCAUAGCAUCCCUCAUCACCUCAGAUCUCGUUUACUCGGGCCAGGUCAAGAUGCCUGACAUCGCGGAAAUGGGAGUGAUCAUCCAUCAGAUCUCCAAAGGCGCUGUCUCUGGUCUCAACUCCCUUGGACUUCUCCACUCGGCCACCAACAAGCAUUCUGUCGAUGUUAUCCAGAGCGCUGCAGUCAACCUCUACAACUCCCUCCACGACUCCUUCACCCCCGACGAACGUUCCCAAAUGACGUUUGAUCCUAUCAUGUUUGAGCACCUUCUAUGCAAGUAUCAGCGUGUGGAGAGAAAGGUCAAGGCAUUUGAGAAGGAGCUUGCGAAGAACGCGAAGAAGAAGAAGGCCCCAAAGAGGCGCUAG